This is a messenger RNA of Auanema sp. JU1783, 906 nucleotides long. NCBI's taxonomy places the organism in Eukaryota, Metazoa, Nematoda, Chromadorea, Rhabditida, Rhabditidae. The record is from the annotation of a GenBank genome assembly.
AUGUUGAUAUCUAUUUGUGUUAUUCUGUGUUUCUUGAUACUCAUAGAUGUUCUCACGAAACAAAUAACUUAUACAGAACCAAAACCGUUGGAACAACCACUCGCUACUUACAAACCUGACUCGUACACUCGAGUAGUUCGAGAUAAUGUGCAGUAUUACAUAAGCGAACGUUGGAUCCCUUCUGUUCAUGCAAAGUUUACACUUUUACCAAUCGAACGGCUGGCCUUAUGUCAAAGCGAAACCAGUGCAACCACCACUUUACUCAAUUUCUUCUGUUUCUCUCAGCUUUUCCAUUCUCACAAGAAUGAAUCACUACAUGAGAGUUUCAACAAUGAUUGCAUCGGGAAGUCUGAAAUGCUUGCUACAGCCGAUAUUUUUCUCAAGAUUCCUGGUGGUGUCAACAUCUUAUUUUUAAUUGAAGAGCCGUUCCGAAGGUUUGCCCAAGCCUUCCGUAGGCUGUGUUUAGAAAAUAUACAACAACAUCCGCAGAUAUGUUUUGGUUGCGGGAGUGAUAUCGCUUGUGUAAUUAAUAAAUUGCCAUCUGCAUUGAAGAAAUGGAAUGAUGGGACCGAAAGUAACUCGAUAUAUAGUCUCGAGAAAGUAUACUUCUCUCCUCAGUCCUGGAAUUGCGGACUGAUGAACACGUAUGAAAUGACUACUUUCAUUAGAUUACAAGAUAAGACAGAAGAACAUGCGAUACCGUCGCAAGUAGAGAGCAUACUUUUGGGUUCCGGAGUUAAUUCAAGCUUGAUCGAUGAGUUCAAUAAUUUGGUGAAUUAUAGUUCUGGCAAGAUCUCCCCGAUCGAACGGAAUAUAUCAUACAUUCUUUAUUCCGCAAAAGAUUUGAAAAACAAACUGAAGCACAUUUACAGAGAUGAUUUCGAACUCUUUCAUUCCACUGUCUAG